AUGGGUGAUGAGUAACACAGAUAUGUUCAUUAAGGAACUGGCGAACACGAUUACAAUGAUAAUAUAACAGAUAUAUAAGAUAGAACGAUAUAUUAUGGACCAAAUGAUCCUACCAUAAGUGAUGAUUAAAAAGAUGGUAAAUAUCAUGAUUUCAAUUAUGAAUUUGGAGCUAAUGAUUUUCAAUAACUUUGUAUUGAAUUAAUGGAUACAUAAGAAUAUUCUGAUAAUUAAAUUUAAAAUCAAGAAAAAGACUUCUUUAAGUGA
Molecule: messenger RNA, 264 nt
Organism: Tetrahymena thermophila SB210
Lineage: Eukaryota; Ciliophora; Oligohymenophorea; Hymenostomatida; Tetrahymenidae
Exons: 1
Source: RefSeq, a predicted model, not a curated record